AUGACCGGCGACGCAGAGUCCUCAAACAAAAAGAAUGAUGCACCGGAUCCGAACUCACCGUUCUACAUCCAUGCAUCCGAUUACCCAAAACAGAUGCACGUCAACGACAAUCUCACCGACAGCAAUUUUGCAGAUUGGUCGCAAGAGAUGAUGAAUUUUCUCUUUGCCAAAAACAAGGUAGGCUUCGUUGAUGGCACCAUCGAGAAACCCGAAAAGACACAUGCCAACUACAUGUUGUGGAUGCGUUGUGAUGCUAUAGUGAAGGGCUGGCUCACCACGGCAAUAGAAAGAGACAUCAGAGGAAGCGUAAAGUACGCUAAUACCGCUUCAGAAAUUUGGGCGGACCUUCAAGAACGAUUCGGAAAGGAGAAUGCUCCUCGUGCCUACAAGCUCAAGCAAACGCUGGCAUCUACCCACCAGAAGGGGGCAUCCAUGUCAACAUACUACACCAAGCUCCGAGCCAUAUAG
Messenger RNA from Cynara cardunculus var. scolymus (artichoke), 468 nucleotides. RefSeq lists its product as uncharacterized. The coding region runs from base 1 to 468 and encodes 155 amino acids. The record is from RefSeq and is a predicted model, not a curated record. NCBI's taxonomy places the organism in Eukaryota, Viridiplantae, Streptophyta, Magnoliopsida, Asterales, Asteraceae. The transcript has a single exon.